CACAGGCUCUGAGAGCUUUGAAGCAUAUUCCGCUCUGGCUCCAGCUGGCCUUGCUCCCCACACCAGACCCCUGGACCCAAGAAGCGCAGCUCAGCUCCUUACCCAGCGCAGAGGUGGGAGCAGCGUCCUCCGGGGGAGCCGGGCUCGCAGGCAGGCAGCGCGGCUCAGACCCCUGGGAGAGACCAGGCCAGGCGCCCACUCGCUGUGUCGGGGCCUCCGCUCGCCUGCGAGAGCAUGAAGGGGACGGAGCGGCACAUGGCCAGGAGGCCGCUGCAUAAGCAGCUGGAUUGGGAGAGGAAGCAUGCCAGGCAGGCCGAGGCCAGGCUCAGCCAGCAUCUGCAGAGACUCGAGCAGGCCCACCUGUGCCACCUGAGGCUGCUGGCCUGGGAGCAGCGGCAGCUGCAGAAACAGCUGCAGAGGCUGCAGCACGACCGCAAGGGCAAGUGCCCCUUCUCCCCCGGGAACCGAGUUCGGCAGAGACCAGGAGGCGCCCCCGAGCGCCCGCAGCAGGGAGGGGACCUCGGGACCCCCCGGGCCACUGGAGCCAGAGCCCUGGCCACCAACACAGCCCAGGAAACACAUCGGGCCCGGCCCCAGGGGCCUCCUUCCCACCGCGAUGGCCUCAAGGGCCCCACGAGAAGCAAAGAGCAGUCACCGCCUCAAAUCCAGGUGACCUCCCCCCUCGCAGGGGAGAUGCCGCCCGACCCAGCCGCCGCCACCUGCUCCACAGCCCCCUGCCCCGGGGACAGCCCAGCCGGUGAUGGGGUCCUCGGCGAGGCCAGACCGGUGGCCACAGGCCUGCAGCCCGACCUCCACGCCAGGGAGCACAUGUCCCCGGGGGCCCCCUCCUUCCGCGAGGUGUUGGCAAGGGCCGCCAACGCCCACUACCUGCGGCACCGGGUGCCUCCCGAGGCUGAGCGGCUGCUCAGCAUGGGGGAGAUAUUUGGGCACGGGGGUCCCGGGACCCAGCACAGGGCACCUGGAGGUCACCUCUCCAACCCUCCCGAGCCCUCAGAGUAACACAUCAGCCACUAGAGAAAUGUGCGCAAUUUUAUU
Messenger RNA from Myotis myotis, 1056 nucleotides. It is a transcript of the gene CCDC190, whose product is annotated as coiled-coil domain containing 190. The transcript is spliced from 4 exons. The record is from RefSeq and is a predicted model, not a curated record. Bases 235 to 1020 code for a protein of 261 amino acids. Lineage: Eukaryota; Metazoa; Chordata; Mammalia; Chiroptera; Vespertilionidae.